This is a messenger RNA of Trematosphaeria pertusa, 1110 nucleotides long. Its product is annotated as UPF0047-domain-containing protein. Lineage: Eukaryota; Fungi; Ascomycota; Dothideomycetes; Pleosporales; Trematosphaeriaceae. Bases 28 to 663 code for a protein of 211 amino acids. The transcript has 2 exons. The record is from RefSeq and is a predicted model, not a curated record.
CUCAAGCCCACCUCAACACCAAUCUUCAUGCCACCACACCAAUCAACUACAAUCUCCCCUCUCACCACCUUCCUCAUACUCACCGCCUUCAUACUCGCUUUCUUCCCCGGCGUCUUCCACUCCAUCAUCUGGGCGCCCUACAACUACGUAUUCCCGCCGAACGAACCCCGCGGUCCCACCAGCGUACGCUGCACAGCGCCGAAUAUCUGUGUUGCGGCACCAACAAUGGCCUGGUUCCAAAAAACCCUCACCCUCCCCCCACAAAGCCGCGGCUCCUACCUCAUAACCGACACCAUCGUGUCCUCCCUCCCCGAGAUAAAAUCCUACAAGACCGGCAUCCUGCACCUCUUCAUACAGCACACGAGCUGCGCGCUCAGCCUGAACGAGAACUGGGACGCCGACGUGCGCGCCGACAUGAGCGACGCGCUGGACCGCCUGGUGCCGGAGGACAAGAAGGGCGCGGGGCUGUACCGCCACGACGCCGAGGGCAGCGACGACAUGCCCGCGCAUGUCAAGAGCGCGCUGGUCGGCGCGAGCGUGAGCGUGCCGAUUACGAAUGGCAGGCUCGCGACGGGCACGUGGCAGGGCAUUUGGUACUUGGAGUUUCGCGCCGCGAGGCAUACGAGGAGGGUGGUGGCGACGAUUCAGGGGGAGAAGAUGUGAGCGGAGCUUGCUUUCUGCGGGAGGAGGUUGGGCGGCGAGGGCGAGCAUGGGGGGAUAUGAGGGCGGUACAUAACGAGGUUUGUGGUUAAGACCAGCUGGGGCUGUGACUGGGGCUUUGAACGACGAGGCUGGCAUUGUGCUAGCUUAGCAUUGAGGGUUAUGCUAGGUUGGUAGGCAUCAAGGAUAGAGAAGGAUGCUCUAUGAAGGAAGGCUUGAACGAGGGCUUUUGUAUCGGACCUAUUUGAGGCAAUUGCCCAUCAAGCUCGCCGACCAAUGCCAUAUUUUCACUAGCGAAAUAUCCAUCUACGAAAAGAUCCAAGUCCUUUGAGGGAUACAGGGUGGUGACCGCAUAUCGAACGGAUGGGGACACAAGCAUGACUUGUGUCAUUGUAUGAAUACAAAGGAGCUCAAUUCUCAUUGAGGGAAUAGUUUGGGUCUAUAGUCCUU